UCGAAAAGUGGCCAACAGAACGUUUUGUACAGGAACCACGAGAAACAUAACCUGGGAUUGGGAUUUGUGUUCAGUGUCAAAUUUGACACGUCGAAACCGGUUAAUUUUCCUGACUAUGCGUUAGAGCUCAACGAGUCCUUUUGUUCAGAACAGUUUCCGUAUGUAAUGCUGUUACAAUGAUGUACACCUUUGCUUUGGACAGGUCAUGAUCACUAAUCAUAACAAACAUGCUUUAGAGGUGUUGGUUGUAAUGGAGGAGCUGAAUUUGAAGAAUGGCUGGGAGACCCUCCCCCGGUAACAGGAAGAGUGGACGACGUAGAAGAAAACACAAAGCAAGGAUGUCAAAUAAAGGUGAUGGAGAAGAAGAGGGUGAGGAGGAGGAAGGAGAACAGCUUUAUACCAUGGAUGAUGAUGACACUGUUCAACUGGUGGUGAAUUCAGAGCAUCCUUCAAGGAAAAAAAUCAAGAGGAAAAAGCUGCAGAUGCCAAAUAGUAUUGAGGAGGACUCUGUUGCAGAGAAUGUCUGGCUAACAACCAUUCAAGUUUUUGUACCCUUUCUCGUUGCCGGGCUGGGUAUGGUUGGAGCUGGUUUGGUUCUAGAUGUUGUGCAGCAUUGGGAUGUAUUCCGAGUUGUGACUGAAGUUUUUAUAUUAGUACCUGCUUUAUUGGGCCUCAAGGGAAACCUUGAAAUGACUUUGGCAUCACGUUUGUCAACCCAAGCAAAUUUAGGCAUUAUGGAUAGUCGCAAAGAGCAGUGGAAACUGAUAGCUGGCAAUAUGGCUCUUAUUCAGUGUCAAGCCAUUGUAGUUGGGUCUCUAGCUGCCAUUGCUGCUGUUGUAAUGGGCUGGAUACCGAAUGGAGAGUUUGAAUUUGACCAUGCAUUGCUGCUUUGUGCUAGCUCCAUGCUAACUGCUUCCCUUGCCAGCUUUGUUCUUGGUAUGAUUAUGGUGGCUGUGAUUUUGUUUUCUCGCUGGGUGAACAUAAACCCAGAUAAUGUUGCCACUCCAAUUGCUGCAAGUUUGGGUGAUCUGACUACUUUAGCCCUGUUAUCAUGGAUUGCAUCUAUGUUAUUUGAAGCCAUAGGUCAAAACCAUUGGUUGGCACCCGCCAUAAUCCUGGGAUGCCUUUUUCUUACACCAUUGUGGGGCUAUAUUGCUGCCUCUAACCAUUACACCAAAGAAGUUCUGGACAGCGGUUGGACUCCAGUCAUAUCGUCCAUGGUUAUAAGUAGUGCUGGAGGUUUAAUUCUGGAUUUUACUGUGAGUAAUUUCAAAGGAAUAGCAGUAUUCCAACCAGUGAUCAAUGGUGUUGGAGGAAAUCUGGUUGCUGUUCAAGCAUCUCGCAUUUCAACAUCUUUACAUCAAAGAGGACAUCCCGGUUAUUUUCCUCCUGGAACACCUGCCCUGUGUCUCAGUCCAUUUGCUGCCUUCUGUGGUUCAGGUAGCCAUUCAAGAACCGCAAGAGUACUUCUUGGUAUGGUCAUCCCUGGACAUCUUAUAUUCUCCUACACUAUCAGCUAUUUACAUGCUGGACAUACUUCCUUCACAGCGAUUUUUAUGCUAAUCUAUCUUGCAGCUGCAGUUCUUCAGGUGAUACUUCUUUUGUACAUUGCACAUGUGAUGACUCUUUGGAUGUGGAAAGAAGGAAUUGAUCCAGACAAUUCUGCCAUACCUUACUUAACAGCUAUUGGUGACCUCUUAGGAACUGGCCUGCUGGCUUUGGCCUUCCAGUUACUGUAUUUGAUUGGUGAUAGAGACAGUGAUGUGGGUGACUGAGAGCAUUGCUCGUUUAGAGACUGAAUCAGAGCCUGUGAUGAGUUUUGUGGGGUUGUUUCCAAGUGUGCCUCCGAUGUAUUUAUGCAUCUUAAUACUUAAUGUUUUAUGUGUUGAUAAUGUUAAAUGUGCCAGUAAGUGCAGCUACUGCACCAUUGUUUUUAAUAUAAAAAGCACAUUGUGUUCCAUAGAGGCCAUGAUACUUUUUAAUCAAUUGUUCUUUACCCUCAUUUAAUGUUCCUAGAAAAAUUGGUAUCAUCAAAUUUUCCUUGAAGUGGGACAAUCCCAUCUUAUUCUUUCAAGUGAAACUCUGUACCAUACUUUAUGCCAAAUCAAAUUUUGCUUUUCCUUCAUUCUUUUGAGUAGAAGAGGAUUAAGGGUAAAGAAUGACUGCCUAAUGUUAAGUACCAAUUUCUUUGGUAUCCUUGUUAUUCUUGUUUUCUUUUUUAAUGGGUGCUUAGUGUGUUUUCACACUCCCCUCUGCUAUGUUUUGAAUAAUGAAAUGUUUUAAUAUUUCUCCUACAGAGUGACUGUUUGAAUUUUAGAAACCCUUACCUGCUUUAAGAGGAACUUUUUCUGUACUUGAUUAUCUGAGUUGCAGUGUUUUAAGUUUUGUUUUUAUUGUUAUAAUUUCAAUAAAAAGUGUAUAAAAUUUAAA
Molecule: messenger RNA, 2430 nt
Organism: Thrips palmi
Lineage: Eukaryota; Metazoa; Arthropoda; Insecta; Thysanoptera; Thripidae
Product: solute carrier family 41 member 1-like
Exons: 11
Coding region: 273-1775 (500 amino acids)
Biological process (GO): monoatomic cation transport
Cellular component (GO): plasma membrane
Molecular function (GO): monoatomic cation transmembrane transporter activity
Source: RefSeq, a predicted model, not a curated record